This is a messenger RNA of Opisthocomus hoazin, 648 nucleotides long. Lineage: Eukaryota; Metazoa; Chordata; Aves; Opisthocomiformes; Opisthocomidae. The record is from RefSeq and is a predicted model, not a curated record.
AUGGCGGAGCGGAGCAGCGCUGUGCCCUGCGCGCUCUGGAGCUGCAAGCGGAGCUGUGCAGGACGCACGUCCACCCUGCAGGGUCCCCCGCGGGACGUCCAGCUCCAGGCCAUCAUGCAGCAGCUCUUCACCGUCAUCCCGGCCCCGGCCGGCAGCGCAUGGCACCCGUCCCGCUGCAGGACUUGCGCGGUGGUGGGGAACUCGGGGCGACUGAAGGGGUCUGGCCACGGGCUGCGGAUCGAUGCCCAUGACUGGGUGCUGAGGAUGAACCGAGCAAAGAUCGCUGGCUUCGAGCUGGACGUUGGCAGGAGAACAACCCAUCACCUCAUGUACCCGGAGAGCGCAGUGAACCUCGGGCCGGGUGUCCACCUCGUCCUCGUCCCCUUCAAGCCCCUGGACCUGCAGUGGGUGACCAGCGCCUUCUCCACCGGAGAGCUCACGCACCCGAGCGCCCGUGGGCGACGGCUCUGGCUGGCCUCUGUGCAGGUCUCCGUCUUUGGCUUCGGAGCAGAUGCCGAAGGGAACUGGCACCACUACUGGGAGAAAAACCGCUGGUCCGGAGCCUUUCGCAGGACGAGGGUCCACGACGCUGACGCUGAAUUCGGCCUCAUCGAGAAACUGGCAGCUGAAGGCAGGAUUCUGUUCUAA